AUGAAUUCUGAAGAUUUUCCUCCUUUAGAAAGAAAGGAAAAUGAGCAGUCAAAAAUACCUGCACGACCUUUUAUUGCAAAAGACACAGUACAACCUGCAGAUACUCUAGCUCCUCUCUCAGCUGCAGAAGAAGUCUUAAAUUGGCAAACCAAUAACGCUGUUGCUCAGAAUCAGUAUCUGAAGAAGAUUGAUAAUAGACUCUCACAAGUCUAUGAAAAAACAAGUUCUAUUGAAGCUCAUGUCACUUCCUUCAAACAGGAAGCCUUGCAAUUGCAUACAAAGCUUUCAGUCAGGCUGUCUAAGCUUGAACAAGAGAUACAGCAGAUUCUAGCAACCCAGCCUACAUCACCUCUAUUCUUGCAAAAGGACAGAGAAAUCUUACGGCUGAAAGAGCAGAUCAGAGAAAUUGAAAGAGACCUUUAUCCUACCAAACAUCCUGUCUCCUCCCCACUCAAUUUUCCUAUUUCUACACCUUAUCCUUUUAUAUCCUCGGUUGUGCCCUUCAAACAAUAUGCCACAGUUUCAGAUUUGGUGCCCAGAGCAUCAAAACCAACAAAAAGGGUAUCCUCUAAAACUCCAUCCUCUUUCUCACAACCCACAAAAGACAAAGGACCUGCUAAACAACAGUUUGCCAUACAGCAUACAGCCUCUGCCUCAACAGAGUCGUUUGUCUCAGAUUCAGAUCUGUCUCAGUUUGAGCUUCAGCGCUCUAGUUCUUACUCUUCUGACCAAGAAACUGGAACCUCUGUUUCUACAGCUGAAUCCCAGGUACUAGGUUCUCAUGUGUUAAUGAAUACACAACAAGAACCAGACCUCACAGAAGAACCAGACUUCACAGAAGAGACUAAAGAUCGAGAAUCUCUCUCUCCAGAAAGUUCUCUCCCUCCAAAACCAACCUCUGGGUUCUGGCAGUUAGGCAUUCAUCCUGAUGACAGAUACAAGAUUGCUUUUUGUAUUCCAGAUGCACAAUACCAGUGGACCGUCAUGCCUUUUGGCCUUAAAACGGCUCCCUCUAUCUUUCAAAGGGCAAUGAUCCGGAUUUUUGAGCCACUUCUGGAUACUUGUAUCAUCUAUAUAGAUGAUAUUCUCCUUUUUUCUAAAUCUGCCAAAGAACAUGAAGAGCCUCUCCAACGUUUCCACAGUUUGGUCCACUCAUACGGGAUAAUGCUCUUAGAGAAAAAAUCAUAUAUUGGGCAAUCUGAAAUGGAUUUUCUUGGCCUGAAAUUGAAGAAUGGGCAAUAUGAAGCAGGCCCUCAUUUGGCCCAAGAAUUGUGGCAUUUUCCUGAUGAGAAUCUAUCAAAAAAGCAAGUUCAACAAUUUCUGGGCAUAAUCAAUUACAUUCGAGAUUUUAUUCCAAAGGCCGCAGCCCAUACAAAGAAGACUCCUGCACUCUCCAUUCCUGCUGAUGACGCACAGUUGAUUCUGCAAACUGAUGCUAGUGACUUUGCUUGGGGUGCCCUUCUCCUGCAGGAACAAAACAAAAAGGAAUCAUUAUGCAAAUAUGUUUCAGGACAGUUUAAAGACAGUGAGCUUCAUUAUCAUUCCAACAUAAAAGAGAUUUUGGCGGUUAAAUAUGCAAUUCAAAAAUGCGAGUUCUUCAUUGCUUCAAGACACUUCAUUGUCAGAAUGGACAACUCCAAUUUUCCUCGCAUUCUGGAAUUUAAGGGACGCCAGAUUCCUGAUAAACAGCUUCUCCGCCUAAAGGAAUGGUUCUCUUUGUAUGAUUUUGAAGUACAACACAUCCAAGGCAACAAGAACCUCAUUCCUGAUUUCUUAUCUCGCCUCUCCAAGCCCUUCACAAAUCCCCCUAGUCCUUCUUUCUUUAUCCUUAUGGCUCAGUUUAGCCUUCCAACCACACACCCAGAUCAACCAGCCAACCUGUCUAUUCCUGAAUUCGAACUUUGGAUUUACAAACGCAUCUUAGCCUUUUAUCAAGACAUUGUGCCUCAUCCAGAAGACUUUGCUGCUUCAUUUCCAUGGAGACUUUUUCCUACCAUAAUAGAGACAUUUCCCUCAACAUCUGAGCAAUUCUGGUACCUUUGGUAUCUUACAUAUCUAUAUCAUCUUCCCGUAGAACUCCCAUUAUUACAGACCUUAUGGUUCUUGCACAGGGAAGAAAAUGAGUCACAUCCUGCCUGA
Messenger RNA from Ricinus communis (castor bean), 2139 nucleotides. RefSeq lists its product as uncharacterized. The record is from RefSeq and is a predicted model, not a curated record. Bases 1 to 2139 code for a protein of 712 amino acids. NCBI's taxonomy places the organism in Eukaryota, Viridiplantae, Streptophyta, Magnoliopsida, Malpighiales, Euphorbiaceae. The transcript is spliced from 3 exons.